Ananas comosus (pineapple) is the source of this 1122-nucleotide messenger RNA. RefSeq lists its product as uncharacterized. The record is from RefSeq and is a predicted model, not a curated record. Lineage: Eukaryota; Viridiplantae; Streptophyta; Magnoliopsida; Poales; Bromeliaceae. The transcript has 4 exons. Bases 359 to 919 code for a protein of 186 amino acids.
AAAACCAUCGCCCCCCUCCCACGAGGCGACGACUCCCACGCUCCCACCCCCACCCCUCCCAAAAAAAGGGUUUGCCCUAACUUCUCACUCCUGCGGCGGUGCGGCCCUGCCAUCGACCCCUGCGGCGGUCUCCCUCUUCCCUUCCGGCCGCUCGCCGAACGCCAUCGGAAGCCCUCCUCUUCAGAAAUCGAAGAUCGAAGAUCGGGUUCUUCACUCUUCAGAAAUCGAAACCCUCCUCGUCGCCUCUUCCUCUUCCGCUUCCGCUUCCGCUAUCCGACGAUAGAUCAGUAACCGGGUGGUUCUUUACAAACCCAGGAAAAAUGCUGAGCAGGUGAUACUUGAAGAAUCACCGCAAAAAAUGAUGAAACUGCAUGAGGAGAAGAAAGAGGAGGAGGAGACCUGUAGGCGUGGAAAAUGUGAAGUAGGGGAAAAGAAUCGGUGUGGAAAAUAUGAAGAAUUAGAGGAAAAGAAUAAGAAGAAAAAGAAUAUUGUGGAUUAUGAGUAUUCGUCGGGAGAGGAUGACGAUUACGUCUGGCCAAAUGGUGAGCGCAGAAGGACCCGCGAAGAAUGGGCUAGAUAUUAUAAACAAAUUGAGGAAAGCGAGGGAUUUGACGUUGAUCCGUUUACGAGCGAUUUGGAGCUUGGUCUUAGAGGGGUAGACGGUUAUGAUUCCGAGCCCAUCAUCAAAUGUGCAAAAGCAGCUAUUGAACGUUUUAACAGUGAGAAUAAUACGAGCUAUGAGUUUUUGAAGUUAGAGAAGAUAACUUGCAUUAUUGCAUCGGGAUUGGAGUAUCGUCUUACUUUUCGAGCAGCAGAUGGUGAAGCCGAACCCAAAAUGUUCCAAGCUAUAACAUUUCUUGGGAUAGAUGAUAGUAUCAUUGUUGACUUCUGCAGGCUUAAGUCCACUGCUAGUUCGUAAAAGGUAGAUUUCUUAUUAUUUAUAGUGUAAAAAGGCUUGGGUAAAUAUGUUGCCACUUUUAUAUACUUAUACCGCUUAUAUGGAUUUCUGAUUGGUAGUUGUCUUGAAGACAGUUGAAAUACAGUGAUGUGCUGAUUUUAGUUGUUCAACCAAUUUGCUAUCCUUUAUAGUUGCGAGAAAUAGAUAUUAUUUAAUUUUGUAAA